ACUACUAGAUCCUAUUAUCUACUCCUCAGAUCUCAAUGCCUGCCUGCCUAACCAAAAGGCUAAAAACCUAUCCCCUCCAACCCCAGCCUUCCUUCCAGCAUCCACUGCCACCAUCUCCAGAGCUUCAUGCUGACUCCCAAGGAUGGCUUGACCACCUGAGCUGCUGAGCGUCAGAGAGCAUGGCAUAGCAUUUCUUGGUGUCGCUGGAUGGAUGGGGAUGACUGGAUCACUCAUCAAGAGGCGGAUCACAAAAGAGUACUAGCUAACCACUGCCAAGAUUCCGCCGCGCGCACGCAUGCAUCUGUGUUGAGCUUCUUACACGCCGCAGAGAAAACUAGAUCACGGCGCUGCACAUACCGCAGCGCGCGCAGGAAGCAAGCGGCUAAGGAUCGAUGGAUCACCAUCACCACCACCACCAUCACAUGAUCCCGGGCCAAGAGCCACCGGCGGCGGAUAGCUCAGCCCCGGACAGCUUCUUCCUCGGCCCCGCGGGAGCCAUCAUAUUCUCCGGAGGCGCCGGGGUGUCGGGGGCCGGCUCGUCGUCGGGCGCCGCGGCCCUCGGAUCAUCCGCGGGGGCAGGAGGUGGGCCGUCGCCGUCCAGCUCGUCACCGUCGCUGAGCCGGUACGAGUCCCAGAAGCGCCGGGACUGGAACACGUUCGGGCAGUACCUCCGAAACCACCGGCCGCCACUGUCGUUGUCGCGGUGCAGCGGUGCACACGUGCUGGAGUUCCUCAAAUAUAUGGAUCAGUUCGGCAAGACCAAGGUGCACACGCCGGUGUGCCCCUUCUACGGGCACCCCAACCCGCCCGCGCCGUGCCCGUGCCCGCUGCGCCAGGCCUGGGGUUCCCUCGACGCGCUCAUCGGCCGCCUCCGCGCCGCCUACGAGGAGAACGGCGGCACGCCCGAGAUGAACCCGUUCGGCGCGCGCGCCGUGCGGCUCUACCUGCGCGAGGUGCGCGAGUCGCAGGCGCGUGCCAGGGGGAUCAGCUACGAGAAGAAGAAGCGCAAGAAGCCGUCGGCAGCCUCGGCCGCGGCCCCUGGGCCGUCGUCCGAGGGAAGCCCACCACCAGGACCGUCCGGCGGAGGAGGAGGAUUCGGCACGUCGGCGUCGCCGCGGUUCAUCAUGCCGUGAGUUUUUUUUUUUCCUGGCUAGCUAGCCAAGUGAUCCAUCGCCGGCAUCUACACCCCUUGAUCGUCUAUUUUAAUCUGAUGAGCUAGCCAGGACAGCACAGCUGGAGUUGGAAUUCUUGCAUGGAACGCCAUUGUUCUGGUAGUAGAGCAAACAAAAGUCUAAGCCAUUGUUCUUUGCCUCCUCCUCCUCCUUCGGUGGCUUGCAUUUCGGGAAAAAAAAUUCUCGAUCCCCUUUUCUUUUCUUUCCUUUUUCUUUUCUCUGUUUCAUCCGUGCGUGAGUACUGGUUUAAUCGUGGAUGUUUUAUUUAGCUUUCAAUCCAUUGGCAACAAGAGCAGUUUAUGAUAGUUUUGCUUGGUUUAUAUAUGCUCCUCCCGAGGGAUGCAAACUUGGCAGAACAGUUUGAGAUUCCCUAGUCCCUACCAAUGCUAGCUUAUAUAUGCAUGUCAUGUCAUGUCAUGCCAUGGUGUAGGAGAAGAGUUUAGUUUGCAGUUAGCAACAACAGUGGCAAAAGGCUGUAGCUAGCUGUAUGACUAGCUACUAGUAGCAUCUUUUCAGAAUUUGUUCUUGUAUGCAACUUGCAAAGCAACACUAGUAGUUUGGUUCUGUUGCAGAAGCCAGCAGCCAAACUAGGUUGCUGUGCUAUUCAUUAUAUUGGCUGAACAGAAAUUGAUACAAUGCUUCAUCACACUACAUAUAUCUAUUCAUGGACUGCUGGUGGUGUGUGUGGUUCAAAUUCCUUUCUUUCUUAGGAGAGCAGAAGGGCAAUGCACAUGGUUUCUAAAGCCAGGGAAGACAUAUAUACUCCAGGCGAACCCAUAUAUAUAUCUUGUAACUUGAACAAUGUAUUUCUUCAGUUGAGCUUACAAAUUGCACAUGUUUAGUU
Molecule: messenger RNA, 2016 nt
Organism: Zea mays
Lineage: Eukaryota; Viridiplantae; Streptophyta; Magnoliopsida; Poales; Poaceae
Product: putative protein of unknown function (DUF640) domain family protein
Exons: 2
Coding region: 393-1133 (246 amino acids)
Biological process (GO): mRNA transcription; response to light stimulus
Cellular component (GO): nucleus
Source: RefSeq, a predicted model, not a curated record